UGUUGAAAACUCGACAAAGAAGCUAUCUCCAAUGAUACUUGUGCAGAAACUUUGAUACUCAAUUGUGCAUCGUGUUUCAAAACAAAAAAAAAAAAAAAGGUGUGUAAGUGAACUUAUAGUUUUCAAUGACUAUUCGAAUGAAAAAUUGACUUUCCGCGGUAAAAAGGAUAUUUGUGGAAAAACUUUUUCUGUACAAGAUAUCUUACUUGUAGUACUUUGAUAAAAAUAAUAAAUAACAAAAUAGUUACAAUUCCAAUAAGAAUUUAAAUUUAAAAUUACAAACAACAAUAUGGCACUAACAUUGGAAUCAUGCAGUUUAGAAGAAAAGUGUUCAUUCCUAGGGAGAAAUUAUGAGGAAUUAGAAGAACUUCGUGAAAAAUUAAAAGACUGGAUCAAAGCACAUUUGCAUCUUCCUCAAGAAAUUCCUGAUACAACUCUAGAAUGUUUUCUGUUGAAUACAAAAAUGAGCCUGGAGCAAGCAAAACAAAAACUCGACAUGUACUACUCCAUAAGACGUUUGGUGCCUGAACUUUUUACAAAUCGAGAUCCCAUGGGAUCGGGAAUAUCUGAUGUCCUUCAAAUUGUAAAAUGGGUCGCUCUACCAAAAUUAACAUCCGAAAAAUACAGAGUCAGCAUUCUAAAAACUAUAGACACUGACGAUGUAAUUUACAAUCCCUGGGAAAUGUUUAAAUAUUCUUUUAUGAUUGGCGAUGUACGCAUUUCAGAAUGUCGUAGCCUGGGGGAUAUCUACAUUUAUGACCUUUCAGGAGUACGACUGGGCCGUCUCGCCAAACUUACGCCAACAAUACUAAAAAAGUGUGAAGUAACUGCCAGGAAAGCCUAUGCUGCAAAAAUUGUUGGAAUUCAUUUUAUCAAUGCGCCAAAUUUUGUUGAUCGUUUGGUAAAUUUAGUGAAAUCAUCAAUAAAACCAAAACUAGCAGAAAGAGUUCAUGUUCAUUCAACUUACGAAUCACUUUAUGAUUUUAUACCAAAAUCUAUUUUACCUACUGACUAUGGUGGCGAGGAAAUGCAAAUAGACGAUUUAGCAAAAAAAUGGCAAGAAAAAUUAAUAGAUCUACGAGAUUGGUUUUUAAAAGAGGAACAAGUUCUCACUGAUGAAUCUCUAAGAGCUGAACCAAUGAUAAAUCCUGAUGAUCUCUUUGGAACGUAUGGCUCAUUCAGAAAAUUAGACGUUGAUUAAUCAAUAAUUGAAUAUAAUAAAAAAAAAAAAUUCACAAUAAAUAUUUAUAUUCCAAAUAGAAAAUAAGCUAAAAGAAACACUAAAACAUUUCUUUUGAAAAACUGAGACAAUUCCAAGUUUCAUCCCUGUCAACGAUCUUUGAGGUCGCGUAUCGAAGACUCUCUAAAUGGAAAUUCGUUGUAGCGAAGUUUCUAGAUACGAUGAUGAACACUCGAAUCUUUCACGCGCGAAAAAAGAAUUGCAUUUUCCUUACAAUAUGAUAUCCGUUUAAUGUCAAUAUUCUCUUUCCUUAUUUUCCUAAUUCCAAAAAAAAUUUUUUCUUUUAUAAAAAAUUAUAAAUUUUUAUUUUAAUAAAAUUUUUCAACGCAUAAUUAAUUUAAAAAAAAUUUUUUUUUGUUUUAAACUUAACAUGCAUACAAUAUGUAUGCUUUUUACAACUUUUUAUCAAAGUGACAAACGAUAUUUUCAAAACAACGACAAGACUGCUUGAUAUGCAUGAGUUUCAUUUGUAUGUAGUGAGGUUUGUUUAAUUUCAAACAACAAUUUUUCACAAACUGAAAUAAAAAAUAAAUGUGCAUAAUAAAAAAAAAAAAAGAGCUAAAAAUUAUUUUC
Leptopilina boulardi is the source of this 1813-nucleotide messenger RNA. RefSeq names its product alpha-tocopherol transfer protein-like. Gene Ontology annotation, molecular function: phosphatidylinositol bisphosphate binding. The transcript is spliced from 7 exons. NCBI's taxonomy places the organism in Eukaryota, Metazoa, Arthropoda, Insecta, Hymenoptera, Figitidae. The record is from RefSeq and is a predicted model, not a curated record. Gene Ontology annotation, cellular component: membrane. Bases 290 to 1201 code for a protein of 303 amino acids.